AGCUCGUCUAACCUAAAUGCCUCUCUUUUUUACUUCCGGGUAAUGCCAAUGUGUUAGCUGGAGCAAUGACAUUGUACCUAACAGUGAAGAAGUCAGUCUGGCGAGUGGCUAAAACUUUGUUAUUUCACAUGCUUUGAAAGCUGACAUUAGCACAGACUUUGACGUCAACAUGUCAUCCACCACCACGGGUUUUUCGGAGGAGCAGCAGCGCAGAGGAGCACAGGCGCCAGUGGGCAUGGACUACAUCCCCACAGAUGAAGAGAGGAGGAUUUUUAGAGAGUGCAACCAGGAGAGCUUUUGGUACAGGUCGGUGCCCUUCUCUGUGGUCAGCAUGGCUAUCACUCAAGCCCUAGUUGCCCGAGGGACCCUGUCUGCAUCUCCAAGGUUUGGAGCGCUACCCAAAGUGGCCUUUGCUGGCUUCUGUGGCUACCUGGCUGGGAAGAUGUCGUACAUGAAGACUUGCCAGGAGAAGUUCAAGAGGUUGGAGAACUCCCCUCUCGGAGAAGCCCUUAGACAGAGGACAGGACUGCCUCAGAAAUAUUCCAAAGGUCCUCAGUCAGAGCUGAGUGACCCAGACACCCAGUCAUUCGACCCUAUGUUCCAGCCAGCAGAAGCCCCCAGCCAGAUGCCCAACAACAGCAGAGAUUUUGAAUAUGGCUUCAAGCCAGAUCCACCUAUGCAAAUGGACAGAGCAGAUGACUUCAGCGCUCCAGCUUCAGGCCGGUCAUAUGUAGAAGAGGAGGAGCCCAGGAGGAAGCCUAUCCUCUAUGAGGACCUGAGGCUCAAAAACAGAGAGAACUAUGAGGUCGCACUCACCCAGAAGGCCGAGACGCUGCUCAAAUCAACACCUGACAGGGAGCGAGAGAGACCCAAGAAAGAGGCGAAGAAGAACAUUUAUGGAGACACCUGGGAGGAAUGAGUCCUCAUUUGAGCUUAAGAUAUGAUCUGCGACACCAACACUGUGAUACGUAGGCAGCUCAGUCGCCACUCUGCUCCAGUGUGACUAAGCCUCAGGUGUCAUGAAGCUGUAUGAGUUUCUGAUCAGUAUGUAUUUGUGAGUGAGUCAAUUAAACCAAACUGCUUUAGGACUAAAACUGUUUCUCUCUGUGCCUUGGCACUGAUUUGAAUUUAGUGUACCUCUUUCAUCUUCACUAGCAAAAAAUGUAAACAGAACCAAAAAACAAUAUUGAAGCUACAUUUUACUGCUAUUAGAGGGCAACUUGUUACACUCAAGAUAGUUUGUUCACAAGCAAGUGAUAGUUUGUUGAAAUGUUGUUAGUCUUUAAUAAAAGCAUUGGUUUAGGGGCAUGUAUAC
Xiphias gladius (swordfish) is the source of this 1315-nucleotide messenger RNA. Its product is annotated as OCIA domain-containing protein 1. NCBI's taxonomy places the organism in Eukaryota, Metazoa, Chordata, Actinopteri, Istiophoriformes, Xiphiidae. The transcript is spliced from 8 exons. Gene Ontology annotation, cellular component: endosome. The coding region runs from base 170 to 919 and encodes 249 amino acids. The record is from RefSeq and is a predicted model, not a curated record.